AUGGGUGAAUCUGUGCAUCUCGAACUUGAGCGUCUUUGGUGGGUUGGAGGAGUCUAUCUGGGCACGCUGGCUUUGCUUAAUUGUGGCAUUCGGGCCUCUCGCGCCCACAAAGCGCGACGGGAAGAGGAGCAGUCCGCGUUUCUCCAGAAUCUCAACUCCCAGCACCGGGAGUCUUUGGAUCGGACGGACAAGGAAGAGGAAGGCUUCCUGGGAAACACUGUGAUUUUCCCUCACUGCGACUUGGAUGAAAUGUUUACCCACGCUCCGGGCGGGCACAUGUUGAAAUACAAUGCAGACCGCUCUCUGUCGUUCACGGUUAUUUUCAUGUUCAAACACACCCUCUUGUCCAAUACACAGAUUCUGAACCACAUGCGAGUCUGCGUGCUCGUGUCGGCGGUGACUAGCUUUAUCCACAUCGGGCUGCGCGCAUUUGCAGAUGUAGAGCCCAUGCAGCGUAGCUGGCUUGAUGAUGCAGACAAGAUGUGUUCUUUCCUGACAUCCUUGAUCGGAGUCCUCCUGGGCUUCUACAUCUCCACCGUUAUGACGAGAUGGUGGAGCAUGCGAAGCGAUGGAAUUGGUGGAAUGUGGGGGGCAAUGAAUGACCUGUGUGUCCUGACCGGGUCAUUCUUUCCUGGUCCAGAAUGGCGAAAGUUGCGCACACUGAUUUUGCGCUAUGGCUUGGUCUCGUUUGAGUUGACCUUUAUGGAAAAUGAGGACCAGGACGAAGAUCUGGACGCCCUGAUGCAGAGGCAUCUCCUCACGUCUGACGAAGCCGCCUGCUUGGCUGGAAACCCAUCCAAAGGCAUGGCCGUUUGGACCUGGGUCGGAUGGAUUUUCAGAGAACUCCAGAAGCAGGGACACCUCUCGGACAUCACACUUCGGCUCUUCUUGGACAAGGUGCUUCAGGCUCGUGGUAGUGCCGGGGCUCUUAUCACCCUUCUUGGCUGCCAGCUGCCGUUCCUGUACAUGCAGCUUCUUUCCCAAUUGGUACACUUUCUAACGAUUUUGAUGGCUGUUGAUUGUGGCAUGUCCACGGGGGCGUGUCUCAUCUCCCACGACAUUGGAAGCCCGCUGCUGAAGUUUGUCCAGAUGCUCAUGGUGACCUAUUUCUACAAUGGCUGCCUCGAGAUCGGCAGGAGCUUUGCAAAUCCUUGCAGGCAAGACUUCUCAGACUUCCCACGCCACGCCUAUCACUUCGUAAUUCGCGGUGAGGCCGAGUUCUUCCACAGCGUCGCAGAAAAGCCACCUCUGGCUGGCAUCCGGCUCCUUGGCGAGCUCAUGACAACAAGUUACAUACGGACCUUGUGGAAUCCAGACCUGGUCGCGGCGGUCGGACACACUCGAGCUAGCUGGGCACGGCUUCUGGACGUGGCGGAGUGUACGGAGACCUUCGGCCUCCUCCCGAAAGGCCAGUUGACGGAGGCCACCUGGCAGGCUGUCCUCUCGAGGCCGAAACAGGCAGCGAUGAAGCUGGCAGACACGAAGGCCUUGAAUCGCCUGGCCCCUUUGUUGCGCCUGAGCCUGGAGCCAUGCCUGCGCUGGAGGAGGCUGGCCAAGACGAAGGCAGCUCGUGAUGAAGGCCAUGAGCGCCUGCGCCUUCUGGUGCUGCCCGGAUUUUCAUUGCUCUGCUGGGCUGCUGCGCUCGACCUUCCGCGCUUUGCACAGACGUGGCCAUCGCCUGCAUCGAAUUUUCUCGUUGAAACGUUGUUGGACGAGGCUGACACCGCCUUUCUGCGGAUAUGGCGGAUGCAUGACUACCUCGAGCUGAAGCCAAAGUGGCACCAGGAUGGGCCAGUCCCGUUGGAUCGCUUCCUCGAGGAGCUGCAGCUGCCUUUGAGUAGUGCGCUCCCAGACAACGACCCGCCAGGGUGA
This is a messenger RNA of Symbiodinium sp. CCMP2456, 1872 nucleotides long. NCBI's taxonomy places the organism in Eukaryota, Dinophyceae, Suessiales, Symbiodiniaceae. The record is from the annotation of a GenBank genome assembly.